This is a messenger RNA of Rhagoletis zephyria (snowberry fruit fly), 1152 nucleotides long. RefSeq names its product DNA topoisomerase 2-like. The record is from RefSeq and is a predicted model, not a curated record. Lineage: Eukaryota; Metazoa; Arthropoda; Insecta; Diptera; Tephritidae. Gene Ontology annotation, cellular component: nucleus. Gene Ontology annotation, biological process: sister chromatid segregation; DNA topological change; resolution of meiotic recombination intermediates. Gene Ontology annotation, molecular function: ATP binding; DNA binding; DNA topoisomerase type II (double strand cut, ATP-hydrolyzing) activity.
AUGCACAAAGAUGAGAAAAUUUUCGUUCCAACGAUGAUCUUCGGACACCUCUUGACGUCGAGUAACUACAACGACGAUGAGAAGAAGCACNGACACCUCUUGACUUCGAGUAACUACAACGACGAUGAGAAAAAGGUGGUCGGUGGCCGAAACGGCUACGGUGCCAAGCUGUGCAACAUCUUCAGCGAGAAGUUCAAAGUCGAGACUUCCAGCAAGGAGUUCAAGAAGGCCUUUUCUCAGGUGUGGACUGACAACAUGAGCAAGGCACACGAGGCAAAGGUGACCAGUGUAUCUGGGGAAGAUUUCACGCGAGUUACCUUCAAGCCUGACCUGUCAAAGUUUAAAAUGGAUACCCUCGACAAGGACAUAGUGGCGCUCUUUUCUCGCCGAGCCUUCGACGUGGCAGCCACCAGCAAAGGUGUGAAGGUCUUUUUGAAUGGCGACAGGCUUCCCGUGACCUGCUUCAAGGACUAUGUGAAUCUGUUUUUGAACAAGGGAGGCGGCGAGGACGGUGGAGCUCUCAAAGUCGCUCACGAAGUAGUCAAUGACCGUUGGGAGGUGGCCGUGGCGACCAGUGAGAAGGGCUUUCAGCAAAUCAGCUUUGUCAACAGCAUUGCCACCACUCGCGGCGGAAAGCACGUGGACCACUUUGUCGAGACGGUGGUCUCCCAGCUCACUGACCUGACUAAGAAGAAGUUGAACAAACAGGCUGCCAGCUUGAAGCCUCACCACGUCAAGAACCAAAUUUGGGUCUUUGUCAACUGCCUCAUCGAGAAUCCUACCUUUGACUCGCAGACCAAGGAGACGAUGACGCUGCAGGUGAAGAACUUUGGCAGCAAGUGCUCGGUGAGUCCAAAGUUUCUCAAGGCUCUCGGCGGCAUCGGUGCAGUGGAGAACAUUUGCGAGUGGGCCAAGUUCAAGGCGGACAGUGACCUAAAGAAGAAAGGCGGCAAGAAGGGUCGUGUUGUAGUUGAGAAGUACAUGGAAGCUAACUUGGUCCGGAAAAAGGGCCACUCUCACCUGUGCACCCUCAUCCUUACCGAAGGAGACUCGGCUAAAACCCUCGUACUCUCUGGACUCGGGAAAGACGGUCGCGACCGUUACGGCGUCUUUCCCCUGCGCGGCAAGCUGCUCAACGUUCGAGAGGCGACC